CCAUAUUUACAGAAAUAUAAUUAAACGUUUAUGUUUUCGGCUGAAGGACUUUGUUUCCAUGGCCAGCAAUAAAUUAAAAAAAAAAUUGUUGGUUAUGUGCCACAAACUAAUAAGAGAUUAAGAGAUACCAUUACAAUUUGUAGUUUGUGAGAGAUACUACGUAAUGUGCCUACAUUUAGAGUUUAGGUAUUCCUGUAAGUUGUACCUUGCAAAACUACUGAAUAUAAAAAGCCAAACACUAAGUUAUUUAAAAUCGAGAAAACAAUGGAAUCUUCACAAUUUGACGCCACUUUAGGCGGUGACGAACAUCUUCCAAACACUGCAAAUAGCCUGAAGUUUGCAGCAUCAAGAAGCAUAGAAAUCGCAGCAAUGACGGAAAGCAUACUUCGUCCAAGUGCCACCAAACUGAUUUUCCAAAACUUACCUGUCCAUAUGCGUCGUAGAGUUAUGAGCCACAACUGUAAACGAUUGCCGGUUAAACUUCGGCGAGGUCAUAUAGAGCAAAUGAAAAAGAGCGGUUUAGCUCCAAAGCAGAAGCGGCCAUCUAGAAAAUAUAGACGGCGACCAGCGAAUUUAUUCCAAGAGUACAGUAGGCGGCAGAGGUGCAAUGUUUGGUUAGAAACUCACAUCUGGCAUGCUAAGCGAUUCCACAUGAUUCAACGUUGGGGGCACCGCUUAGCAUAUUCGCCGUGCGACAAGGCAUUUCGAGCUUGUUACCGAGCCAGUUCUGCUCACUGCCUUUUACAAGAUAUUUCAUACUACACUCCAAUAGAAAUCUCAGGCCCUGUUGAAUGCAUACAACAAAUGUUUCAUUCCUUAACAAAUAGUUCUUGUGGGUUAGGAAUUUGUGCUAAAGCAUACAUUAAUGGAAGUAGAGAAGGUGCCAUACAGUUGUACAAAGCAAAUUCCUUUCCGUAUGGAUACAUAGGCAAAAUAUGCUUUAUUUGGGUGCCAAGCAGUACAUCUAAUAAAAUGUUAUGGCUAUUUGUGCAUCCGUCACAAGUCAAUGAAGUGAAGUCUGUUUUAGCAGACAUUUUGUGUCCAGAUUCAAAGACAACUGAACAAGAAAUCCCUGAAAAAAGAAGGAAAAUUACAAAUAUUUUUUUAGAGAAUAAUGAAAUUAAAUUUUUACCAGGAAAUUUGAACAGAUUUCGGUUGACUGGUCCUAAUAGUCACGCUAUUUUGUUACAUACCCUGAAAUGUGUUGAAGAUGUUGAGGUUACAAGUAAUGAAUGGAUAUCAAACUUACCAGAUAAGUCUGGAUUACAUCUUAAAGAAAAGCAUGAUUUGUGGCAAAAGCUUAGUCUAGCCAGUUCGCCAUCACAGUUGCCUUCAAAAAUUGUUAUUGGUUUGAUUGUGAAAGACCCCCGUUUAAGUCGACCCAAGUGUAGAACAAAGGCUAUUGUAAAUGGUACUGUGUUAAAACCAGAAACUAUAGUCAACAUUCCUGAAUAUGCUGCAAUGUCUCCUCUUUGGGAUACACAAAUACAUGAAAAUAUUAAAAAGAAAAGACUAACCAAUGGUCAGUUUAUACAACAUAUUACCAAAACUCAAUUGGUUCCUGGAGAAGUGUGUGAAGAAGAUCCAGUUUUGCAGCAUGUUCCUGUGGUAUUAAUACAGAGACCAGGAUCACAAAAUUCUCAAUUUAAGAAAGUUGGCUAUGGCAGUGGCUGGGACAUAAUUGUCCCGUCAGGCUACAGUCUCCCUUUCUGGCAGACAUUCAUUAUGUUCGGUGGAAGAUCAGGAGGUCUCAGAGAAACGGAGAGCUUAGCCUUUGAAAUGGGAGAAAGUUACUUACCUCCAGAUUCAAAUGCAGGUGAGGAAGAAGAAAAACGAAUAGAAUCUGAACUGAGGGAAAGGUACUUCAAGCUACCGCCAAGCAAAAGGGUGAAUUACACAAAACUCGGCGCCAUAAGUCCUUUUAUUUGUCCUUGGAAGGUACUGCUAAAGGACUGGAGGGUACCCCAGAACCCUGAAAACCACUUUUUUGUAUUGAGAAAUAAGAACCUACUGGAUACAUUGCAGGAUUGUCUUAUCAAAAAGAAAACACUUCCAGUAAUGGGUAAUAGUGAAAACUGCCUAAUAGCAGUAUAUUUGCAAAUACUAGGCAAAGGAAAUCUAAAACGCCAUGCCCUAAUAUGCUUACCGCAAGUAGCCAACGAUUUGACUUCAAUGAAGGCGCUAUUUGAACCCCACCAUCCAGAUCCCUAUGAGAAAAUUAGGAAACAGAAACGAGUGCAACAUUUGAAAGAUGUCAAAAGGUGGCGAAAAACCAGAGUAAAGCUAAGAAAGAAAGGAGUUGUGGUAUCCAAAAAGAAAACAGUCAAGAAGACUAGAGCUGAACCCUCAGAAUAUGUUAAAAGUAUAAGGGAAUUAUGGCUACCUUCAGAUGUAAAGUCUAUCCGUUUCUCAAAUUCAAGAGAAAUCUUAGGCUUUAUUUCCCAAGCAGCAUUUAGCUUUUCUGAAGCAAAAAGUUGUGGUAUUGGAUAUGUCGCUUACAAUGCAUUAAAUGCUUUAAUACAACUUGGACAUAACAAAGUACUUGUUAGAAACACUACAUCUAGGAAAUAUAGACAAGCCAAUAUUCAAAUACUUAAAAACCUUUGAUAAAUAAAAAGUCGAUUUUCAAA
Hyposmocoma kahamanoa is the source of this 2630-nucleotide messenger RNA. RefSeq names its product ribonucleases P/MRP protein subunit POP1 (gene Pop1). The coding region runs from base 265 to 2607 and encodes 780 amino acids. Gene Ontology annotation, biological process: tRNA 5'-leader removal. The record is from RefSeq and is a predicted model, not a curated record. The transcript is spliced from 4 exons. Lineage: Eukaryota; Metazoa; Arthropoda; Insecta; Lepidoptera; Cosmopterigidae. Gene Ontology annotation, cellular component: nucleolar ribonuclease P complex; ribonuclease MRP complex.